This is a messenger RNA of Manduca sexta (tobacco hornworm), 2035 nucleotides long. RefSeq lists its product as uncharacterized. NCBI's taxonomy places the organism in Eukaryota, Metazoa, Arthropoda, Insecta, Lepidoptera, Sphingidae. Gene Ontology annotation, cellular component: membrane. The transcript has 2 exons. The record is from RefSeq and is a predicted model, not a curated record. Gene Ontology annotation, biological process: sensory perception of taste. The coding region runs from base 94 to 1149 and encodes 351 amino acids.
UAAUUUGUAUGCUAAUAGUAAAAUUGAGGAUACAUAUUUUAUUUGUUCGCUGACAUCGGUCGUGAGGACUUCGCUUGGUAGUUAUUUUACAUUAUGAAGCCGAAAAUAAUUCACAAGUGCUUUAUGAGAGCAGUUAAACUGCGAAAGUAUAAUAAUAUAGUGGAAGCGUCGUCUCUGACCAAGCCUAUUAGGGUACUCUUUGGCACAGCGGCGGUCGUAGUAGUGAGCACUCCCGACGGCCGUAUUGAAACUGAAUUUAGUUACGUGGGCUUUCUGUGUUUCUUAUUCGAUUUAGUUGUAUUUUUCUACUGCACUUAUAAGGUACAUGUAGAAGACCAGACGAUCGUGCGCACUAUAUACAACACCAAGUUGAAAUGCUACGGAGAUGACCUUGAAAGAAUCAGUUCUUUUAUUUUCGCUCUGUUUGCAAUGUGGAAGGUACCUUUCAGCAUAAGUGGGUCCCGAGAUAUUAAUCAACGAAUUGUGGAUAUUGAUAAAGCAAUUGAAAACAUGGGAGAAAUAAUAGAUUACAAUAAAAGUGCGUUGUCAUCGUUGUUUAUAACAUUAGGACAGAUUGCAGAAUACUCCUUAAGACUGUGUUGUAUUUGGAUGGCCCUAAACAGCUUAGGCGUGGGUGUUCCUUUUGAGAAAUUGUAUCAAGUCGUGUACACAGACAGCAUGUCCCUGGUGUUGAUUUCACACUAUUGCUUUCUACUAAUUGUGUUGAGAGACCGAUAUAAGUAUAUAAAUAAAAUCCUCACGGAAAUUAAAAAUCGGAAUGCCUGGGAGUACAAGUUGUUCAUGAGAACCAAACUAUGCUACAACGUGAGUAAAGCGGAACAACUGCAGCAUCGAAGUGUGUGCGAGAAGAUUAAUUCUUGUGCGAAAGUGUAUUCGAUGUUAUACAGAGCAACGAAAGCAUUGAACAAAAUGUUUGGAACGUGUUUGGUGCUCACAAUGCUGGUUUAUUUAAUUUGUAUAAUUCUAUAUCUAUUCUAUUUUAUGGAAGCCACAGCGUCAAGUUUGUUUCUUGAUGCAAACAGAUACUUAAACUGCCUGAUCUGCGUUUUCUGGCAGAUAGCACACGCCGCUAUUUUAAUGUACGCUAUAGUUUAUUUUAGUGAAUCAACAGUAGAAGAGGUGAGCUGACUUUUUAUAUUACUGAAUCAUACUUAGUAUUCUGAGUUACAUUAAUAUGAACUUAUAUUGGAUUCCAGGCAGCGAGGGUAGCAUGUCUAACGCAUGGAAUUAUACAAAACGAUAUCAAACCUGAUAUAAAUAUUGAAGCUAUGCAAUUAUCUUUGCAAAUACUACAUCAAACUCCGAAAUUUUCAGCGAAUGGUCUGGUUGAUCUGAAUUACGCUCUGCUUUAUGAUGUAAGUAGACUCAUAGAAGCAAAAAAUAUUGUGCGUAAUUACUGUCGGUAAUUAUAAAAAUUGUCUUUGUUUCAGGGAGUCCGAUCGGUGUUUACAUAUUUAAUAAUAGUUUUGCAAUUUGCCACCGAGUCAAAAUAAUAUGAAAUAAAUAAUAUGAUUAUUAGAAUUCGAUUACGUUGUAAUUUAGGAUCAUAGAUAGUGUUAUGGGCUAUUUUAGAAAAUUAAAUCGCAAGGGCUACAAUAAAUUGAAUAUUUUACUAAAUAAUCCAUCCAUCAUCGUCCAUCGUUCAUCAAAUGGCAACUAUACAUCUUGCAGAUAACAAUUAUAUUGAAUUACAAAUAUUUGAUGUGUUUACUAUAAAGCAUUUAACAUAAUUGUUCUGAUUUAAUCCAAUACUAACACAUAAAGGGUCACUCUACUCUGUCGGUUAAUAAUUGUAAUUUCAAGGAAAUAUUGUAUCUUAAGGUAUAUGUUAUUUAGUCGAUUUGACAACGCGCUGCAAACGCAACUAAGGGGCGCAGACAAAUUUCAAAACAGAUCACAAUCGUACACAGCUUGGCAGAAUAAAUAAAUACCAGCGGUGGUUUCUACUUAAAGAACUUGAAUUUGACAGAUCUGCUGUCAAUUAACUAGUAUUGCACUUUAUUAUCACGUUCUU